GUGGACAACAGCUCCUUCAAAAUUGAUCAGUAAAAACAUUCCGGCAGCAAGCGACACGUUGUGUUUCUCACAUUAACAAUUAACAACAAUCAGUGCGUGCGCGAAGAUUGUGAAGUGGACUUUGAAGAAAACGCGUGAAAAGACAAAGUGCGUCGUCGCCGCCGGUUUAUAUAGUUUUUUGUUGGUCGCUUAUUUCGAUUGUGCAUUAGCCUUCAGCUUUUGGUUGCAAAAUUUCCAUUUUUAAACAUCCACACAGACUCUAAGACCACCGCUAAAGGAUUCUAGCUGUACUUCGUUUGCAAGAAAAAAAAAAAACAUUUAAUCGAUCUGGCCAGUCAGCAACAUAGUGGACUGAGUAACUGGAAACAAUUAGACAUUUUACAACACCGAAACACUUGAGCUCUAUACUUCUCUCUGUUGCUCUCGCGCACUCCAAAUUGUCAGUCAACUUGUCGUUCCAUCUCACUUCCGCUUGUCGCUGGGUAGCAAAAAGUAGCGUUGCCGUAGUUGUCGUCGGGGCGCCGUUCUACUCGCAGUGCUGCUAAUAUUUCUAGACAAGGGACUGAAAUUUCGGAGCAAAGCGGAUAGCAGAAAAUAGCCAGAGCACAGUAAAAAUAAUAUAAGCACACUGCUGCUUUUGUGUUUCGUUUGGUUUUUCUCCAACAUUAUUUUACAAUAAUUUACAAACCAAUUUCUCGUACCGUGCAAAUCGACAAAGAACAAAAAGCAAUCGACCAGCAGAGAAACGUACAACUAAUACACACUCACUCACUCUAACACACACACACAAACACAAGAAAAUCAAAUUUCAAUCAGAAAAUGGCGUUAAAAAGAAUCAAUAAGGAACUGCAAGAUCUGGGCAGAGAUCCACCUGCACAAUGUUCAGCUGGACCAGUUGGAGAUGAUUUAUUUCACUGGCAGGCUACAAUAAUGGGCCCGCCGGACAGCCCUUAUCAAGGAGGUGUAUUCUUCUUAACUAUACAUUUUCCAACAGACUAUCCUUUCAAGCCGCCAAAGGUGGCAUUUACAACACGCAUAUACCAUCCAAACAUUAACAGCAAUGGAUCGAUUUGCCUCGAUAUAUUAAGAUCUCAGUGGUCGCCAGCAUUAACUAUUUCAAAAGUCUUAUUAUCAAUUUGCUCUCUACUCUGUGAUCCCAAUCCAGACGAUCCGCUUGUUCCAGAGAUUGCCAGAAUAUAUAAAACUGAUCGGGAAAAAUACAAUGAGCUGGCAAGAGAGUGGACUAGGAAGUAUGCUAUGUGAUGCGUUCCAGAUUGCAGCAACAACAACAGUCCAA
Messenger RNA from Drosophila busckii, 1297 nucleotides. It is a transcript of the gene eff, whose product is annotated as ubiquitin-conjugating enzyme E2-17 kDa. Bases 820 to 1263 code for a protein of 147 amino acids. Gene Ontology annotation, biological process: ubiquitin-dependent protein catabolic process; protein polyubiquitination. The transcript has 6 exons. Gene Ontology annotation, molecular function: ubiquitin conjugating enzyme activity. Lineage: Eukaryota; Metazoa; Arthropoda; Insecta; Diptera; Drosophilidae. The record is from RefSeq and is a predicted model, not a curated record. Gene Ontology annotation, cellular component: nucleus.